GUAUCGUGGCCAACAGGGUGCAUCAGUUUUUUAUUACGUCAUUGCAUUAAUAUUAAUAACAAUUGCAAUUUUCAAUAUUUUUUAAUAAAAAUUUGUGUCAGUAUAGUUGAAUAUAUGUUAAAUAAAUUAUAAUUUGUCGGAUCCUCAAAUAAUCAUCCCUACUUAUAAAAAAAAUCUUGAAAAUCACUUAAUUUUCACGCGUUCACAGUGGUGUUUCCCCUUAACAUGUACCUCAAGUUUUAUAUUAAUUAUCACUUAAAAUAUUGUCUUGAUCAAUAAAUAUUUGUACUCCAGUUAACUUAUUGAAAUUAUGCAAAACUUAUAGACACAAAAAAGCUAAGACAUUACCACGAACAUACUAAAUUCGCUGAAAUGGAUCUAAAGACACAGACGUACUCCAAAUAUGCAAUACUGACGCGCACAACCGAAUUGCGCAUGCAUGCCACCGCCGAAGUGCCAAGUGAUCGUUCUUCUGAAGCGCAAACAUUGACCAUGGUGGGUGGAACGCUCAUAAAAAUGUUUCAGAGUCAAACUCCUGUGGAAGUAGUAGGAACAAAAAAUAUGAGCACAGUGCAAAUACUUGACCUCGUACGUCAGGAACCGAUUUAUGAAAAUCUCUAUGAAUGUCCCCAAGCAAAUUUACUGAAAGUGAGUGAAGCGUUGUGGCCAUAUGUGAUUAGCAUUGAAGAACCAGAACGGCGAUUGUGGUUGGUAAAGAAAGAAGAUCAUUGUAAAUGGAUAGUUUAUCUGAAAGUCAACGAUCUUGUGCGAGUUUCUGGCGGCCCGUUUGGCAAAGAAUCGACGUUUUAUGACUGCAUCAUACGUUACAUUGGGCCUGUUAGUGAAAUACAUCCUGUGGGCUAUUUCUUCGGUCUGGAGUUGCUGCAUUUGGAAAACGGCUUCUCACCGCAGUCCGAAAACAUUCCUUUCUCGAUUGAAUACAUGAGUUCUGAUCCAUCGCUUUCCAUAUUCACAACAGCCGAUAAUCUAAGACAGUCAACAAGCGAAGUGCACAAGAAAUUUUCUGUGCAAGAUUUUAUAGGUGAAACGUUUACGAAAGUUCGCACUGCUAUUGUACCAUCCACAUGUGCAAACGGCGGGAGUGGAGGGAGCAACACUAAUUCAUUGCGAAGGCCAAAAAAACUAAAGAAGAAAUAUCCAUCUUCACAAUUUUACGACACACCAAGCUCUCCACCUGUUGAGAGUUUAAAUACAACCGUAAAUCGUAGAGUUGAAACUGGUCAGGACUACGAAAUGGAUAGAGAGAGUGGCAAAAUGAAGCACUCGGAUGAGUUGGACAACGCUACACCAAUUAUAUCGGCGGAAAGUGAUGAUUACAAAAAAUCUAUUGAGAAUUACGAACGUAGCUUGGAAAGACAACGUGGAUCUACAGUAACAUCUGCACCUGUACCGGUGCCCACAGGCAUAUUGAAGCAUCGACACACUUCGGCAUCCGCAAGCAGCGGUGGCGGCAGUGGUAAUAAAGAUGCUAGUGUUGCUGCCACUACAGUCCAUCCAUUAAACCUAAUGAGCAUGGACGAUCGCGAAAUAAUUAUUAUAGAUCCUGCCGAUAUACGGGAAUCGACUAAAAAUGAGUCUAAUGUAAUUGUGGUAGAUAAAAAUAUGCAGCAGGAAGUUGACUUGGCUGAAUUGUUAGGCGGCAAUUGGCCAACCACUGCUGGAGAUGCCGCUGCUAUACUAAAUAACAAGCAGUUAAUAAAAUCACAGCAAACGACCGGUAGCGGAAGCCAAGAUUCGAUUCAAGCAAAAGGAGGGCGGAUUAAAUCACCGAAUCCCUUAACACACUUUGGCGGCGUGAAAUCAACAGCAAAUGUGGCCACAGAAGGAUUUACCGGAGGUGAUGGAACAGGCGAUGCCAUUGGAUCAAAUAAAUAUGCCAAUUCUCGGGAUUCGCCUGUUUAUGAUAAUUUGGUUGAUAUUGAUGCGCCGACAGAAAUGGAUCUGAUCAAAUAUACGCCUUUGCAGGAUAUACCGGACACCGCAUUGGGUGUGGGCUCUAUGGUAGAGGUGUCCAUACCGGAGGCGUCAGAGAAUUUGUACGGUGUAAUACGCUGGAUUGGCAUGGCACAAGGCCGUAAACAAAUAUUGGUGGGCGUGGAAUUGGAGGAGGAUCAGGAUGAUCGCACUCUGCCGACAACAAAUGGCACAUAUAACGGCAUGCGAUUUUUCCGCUGCCACGAAGGUCGCGCACUUUUUGUCCCUUCUGAUCGUUGUUCCACUGAUAGACGAUUUAUCGAGACAGAUGGCAAGGCUGCAUCAAAUAUACCGACUGAUUCAAAAAUGUUUGGCCAAGUCGAAUGCCCUUCGGUUCCAGGGGCUGUGGCACCAUUGAAGAUCAAAAGUUUAGAAGAGUUGGAGGAAAAUUGUGGCAAAUUUAAAGGCAUACAAGGCCAUCACAAUUCGUGCUAUCUGGACGCUACAUUAUUUUCUAUGUUCACCUUUACAUCAGUAUUUGAUUCGUUGCUUUUUCGCCCACCUGAAGCUGAUGAUAUUGCGAGCUAUACAGAGGUGCAGAAGGUAUUGCGUGAAGAGAUCGUUAACCCGCUGCGCAAAAAUGUCUUUGUACGCGCUGACCGCGUUAUGAAACUACGGCAAUUGCUGGACAAGCUGAGCUCGGUUAGUGGACUAACAAGUGAAGAGAAAGAUCCGGAGGAGUUUCUAAAUAGUUUGUUGGCGCAAAUAAUGCGCGUGGAACCAUUUUUGAAGUUAAGUUCCGGCCAGGAUGCGUAUUUUUAUCAAUUGUUCGUAGAAAAAGAUGAACGCUUGUGCUUUCCGACUGUACAGCAAUUAUUCGAACAGAGUUUUCAUUCAUCCGAUAUAAAAUUAAAAGAAGUGCCGUCAUGUUUGAUCAUACAAAUGCCACGUUUUGGCAAAAACUUCAAGAUGUAUCCGCGGAUUUUACCGUCCCAACUAUUGGAUGUCACCGAUAUUAUUGAGGAUUCUCCCCGCCAAUGUUCUGUUUGCGGUAAGCUAGCCGAAUAUGAGUGCCGCGAUUGCUAUGGUGUCCUACAAAGCGGCGUUGGACUUGAGAGUACAGCAUUUUGUCUUAAAUGCCGAGAUACCGUACACUUGCACGCAAGAAGAACAAAUCAUAAUCCCAAAAAAUUGUCUGUGCCGCAAGACUUUCGUAUAAUGGCAGAGCACAUGAAUGUACCACGUCUGUAUAUGGAGUUAUUUGCAGUGGUUUGUAUAGAGACUUCACAUUAUGUGGCAUUUGUUAAGGCUGGUUCAGGGCCAGAUGCGCCCUGGUGUUUCUUUGAUUCGAUGGCUGAUCGGAAAGGUGAGAAAAAUGGCUAUAAUAUACCCGAAAUGAUAACAGUGCCUGAUUUACCACUGUGGCUGUCGGAAGAGGGUGCCCGCGCAGUUAAUGAGACUUCAACAAAUGACAAAAUGUUGCCGGAGCAUGCGAAGCGGCUGUUUUGCGAUGCUUAUAUGUGCAUGUAUCAGAGCACAGAUGUGAUGAUGUAUCGUUAGUAACAAAAAAAAAAAAAAAACAUU
This is a messenger RNA of Anastrepha ludens (Mexican fruit fly), 3519 nucleotides long. RefSeq names its product ubiquitin carboxyl-terminal hydrolase CYLD (gene CYLD). Gene Ontology annotation, cellular component: cytosol. The record is from RefSeq and is a predicted model, not a curated record. Bases 373 to 3495 code for a protein of 1040 amino acids. The transcript is spliced from 11 exons. Lineage: Eukaryota; Metazoa; Arthropoda; Insecta; Diptera; Tephritidae. Gene Ontology annotation, molecular function: cysteine-type deubiquitinase activity; K63-linked deubiquitinase activity. Gene Ontology annotation, biological process: protein K63-linked deubiquitination.